Molecule: messenger RNA, 949 nt
Organism: Salmo salar (Atlantic salmon)
Lineage: Eukaryota; Metazoa; Chordata; Actinopteri; Salmoniformes; Salmonidae
Gene: sat2b
Product: spermidine/spermine N1-acetyltransferase family member 2b
Molecular function (GO): N-acetyltransferase activity
Source: RefSeq, marked provisional
AUACUGUAGCCUACGUCCGCUAAAAUACAGGUUUAAAAAUGAAUUUUAAAGUCCGCGCUGCAAGAAAAGAGGAUUGUAAGGAAAUAUCUAGAAUGAUUAUGGAGUUGGCUGUGUAUGAGAAAAUGCCAGACCAGGUGAAGACUUCUCAUGAAGAGUUGGAGCGUGAUGGGUUCUCUCCAAACCCCUUCUAUGAGUGCCUGAUCGCUGAAGUGCCAGAUGAACACAGGACCAAAGAUGGGUACACCGUUGUUGGAUACGCCCUUUACUUCUACACCUACAGCACAUGGAAAGGGCGGUCAGUGUACAUGGAGGACCUCUAUGUAAUGCCUGACUUUAGAGGAAAAGGCAUCGGAAAGGGACUGAUGGCCAAAGUAGCUCAGGUAGGGGUGGAGAAGCAGUGUGUGCGGCUGCAGUUAUCUGUCCUAGAAUGGAACAAACCAUCACUAGAUUUCUACAUUGCCAAGGGUGCCGAGGACCUGACUGCCAAAGAAGGUUGGCACUUCUUACGGUUUGAUGGACAAACCCUGGACACAUUAGCUAAGGAAGCACCUAAAGAUUAGAGCAUUUUAUAGGCCUGGGUCUAGUUUACCUCCGCCCAUAACAUCACACAGUGGGCAGGUUCAUUUUGCAUUGGUGGGUGGAAAUUUCACUUUUCACUUUAGGACUAAUGGAAACUCCGCUCAGCCGGAGCCCCGGGCGAUGCAAAACAAACUCCCAGUCCUUCUUUAUGUUUAAUGUGCAUUUAAAUAUAGUCAAACAUUAUUACAUUUAUUUAUAUAUAUAUAUAAAUAUAUAUAAAUAUAAAUAUAUAAAUAAGUUUGGACACACCUACUCAUUCAAGCUGUCAUCAAGGCAAACGGUGAAUACUUCAAAUUUAUUUUGAUUUGUUUAACACUUUUUUGGUUACUCCAUAAUGUGUUAUUUCAUAGUUUUGAUGUCUUCACUAUUA